GUAAAGUUAAAUUCUAAUAUAGAUAUUGGUAGAUGAAAAAUACAAGUGAAACAUUUAUUAUAUGCAAAACCUUGGUUUAAUGAUAAUAAAAGAUGGAUUCUAAAAAUUGCCAUAAUGUGUGUAAAGAAGUAAAUGAUACUGAACUAUCUACAUCUAAUAAUAAAACAAAUGAGAUAAUACAACUUGUUGAACCUUUGGUUGAUAAUAAAUGUGAUGUUGCUAAUAAGAAUACAUUUGAAGAAAAUCAGAAUGAAAACUCUUUAAGAGAAACAUCAUUUUCUAUUUUUAAUUCUACAACAUUGUCAGAAGCAACCACCUCACAAGACAAUAUUCUAAUUUCGUCAAAUGAUAGUGAUCCAAGCUCUCCUUCUAGUAAUCAAAAUAAGUGUAAAAGAAGUAUUUCAAAAGCUCAAGUAGAUGAUGAUAAUUGUGAUGACACUAAUAUAUUUAAUGAAGAAUCGAGUAAACAUCAAAAAUUAAAUGAAAAUGUUUGUAAUAAAUCAAAAUCAGAAAAUAAAAGUGUUGAUAAUGCACAAUUGGUAAAAGAGCCUAAGGAUAGUUGUAGUGAAGAAACUACUGAAGAUGUUGAAAUGAGAUCAGAAACUGAAGAAGCUGCAACUCUUAGGGAAACAAAGAAUCAUGAAGAAGGACUAGAAAUUGAUAAUGAUAGUUCACAUGUUGGAUAUGCUGAAAAGCCUCUUUUAUCAAAUGUAACAGAACAGGAUUUGCUAGAAUUAGAAGAGUCUCUCUUAUCAAAUGACUCAAAUUUUGAUACUGAACAAAUAGCUAGUGAAGAAGAAUCAGAGUCAGAUACUCCUGCAUGUUUGAAGAAGAAAAGACCAAAGCCAACCUGGUUUGUAGUGCCAGAACUUCUUCACCGUGAAAUGGGAAUUAAUCCAUCGUUUCAACGUAGAUAUUACGGUUCCUUACACGUUGUAGAACACUUUGAACUUAUGUACAAACUUAAAGAGCAUGAGGGUUGUGUUAAUGCUUUAAAUUUUAAUAAAAAAGGAAAUUUAUUAGCCAGUGGUUCUGAUGAUUUAUAUGUAGUCAUAUGGGACUGGGCAAUAGGAAAAAAACAUCAUUCUUUUGCUAGUGGUCAUAGGAGUAAUAUGUUUCAAGCUAAAUGGCUACCAUUCGAUGAAGAAAAUUUAAUGGCUACAUGUGCUCGUGAUGGACAAGUACGUUUAUUAGAUAUUAGACGUGGCGUAUCACGAAAAUUAGCUACGCACAAUGCGCCAACUCAUAAACUUGCACUUCAUCCCGAUACGCCACAUGUUAUUGUUUCUGUUGGUGAAGAUGCAAAAGUUUUGUCUAUAGAUAUUAGAGAAGAGAAACCAACAAAGUUGCUAGUUGUAAGAGACGGUUCUUUCCACGUGCAAUUGUACAGCGUUCAUUGUAAUCCUCUCAAAAGCAACGAAUUUUGCGUUGCUGGUCGGUCUCAAUGGGUUAGAGUAUAUGACCGACGAAAUGUAUCUAAACCAAUACACGAAUUAUGUCCUUCACAUUUGACUGAGAAGAAACAUGUACAUGUAACUUGUGCUUUAUACAACUAUGAUGGAACUGAAGUUCUUGCAUCUUAUAACGACGAAGAUAUAUAUUUAUUUGAUGCAAUAUCGCCACAACCUGGUGAUUUUGCUCAUAAAUAUGAAGGUCAUAGGAACAAUGCUACUGUGAAGGGAGUUAAUUUCUUUGGGCCAAAGAGUGAAUUUGUUAUAUCUGGGUCGGAUUGUGGGAAUAUAUUUAUCUGGGAGAAGAAUACGGAAGCAAUCGUAAAUUGGAUGCCUGGAGAUGAACAAGGAGUGGUGAAUUGUUUAGAACCUCAUCCACAUAUUCCUAUUCUUGCAACAAGUGGGCUUGAUUGUGAUGUAAAAGUUUGGGCACCUUCUUGCGAAGAUCCACCUUCACUUCAAAAAAUAGAAAAUGUACCUUUAAUAGAAAAAUGUGUUACAUUUAACGUAAUGAGCAGGGCACAAGAAACUACUACCGAAUCCGAUGCAUUCGAUAGUCAAAUGCUUUGGAUAUUAUUAAGACAUUUGCGUCAUACGGAAAGAGUAAGACUAAGCCUAAACGUAAGACAAGUUUCUAGUGAUCAAAAUCAGGAUGAUGAUGACGACGACGAUGAUGAUAAUAUUGAUGAUUCUUCGGAUGAUGACUCUUCUGAUCAUAGCGAUAGUCAAUCAGAAGGAGAUGGAAUUAGAAGAUUCCAAUGUCCUCCAUCUUAGAGGUAUUAAAACGGACUAUUCUACGUUUUGUACAUUAAUAUUUAUACUGUCUUUGAAUGAUGUUAUUACAAAUGGCUAAUUAUGAUGAAGAGAUUAUGAUAAAUUUAGACGUUUUGAAAUUUUGAUUUAUCUCGUUCUACCAAUUUAGUAGUUUAAUCAUACAAGUGAUAUGUAUAAUUUAUUAUAAUCAUAAGAUUUAGGGUGCAUUGAAUAUGUAUAAAGACUUGCUAAAAAUAUGUAAAGUAUUAGAUGAAGAUUAGAAAUAAUGUAGAUCCAUUUCUAGUAACAACAUAAUUACAAUUUUGUAUUAUUCUC
Messenger RNA from Bombus impatiens (common eastern bumble bee), 2540 nucleotides. RefSeq names its product DDB1- and CUL4-associated factor 8. The transcript has 12 exons. The record is from RefSeq and is a predicted model, not a curated record. The coding region runs from base 93 to 2225 and encodes 710 amino acids. Gene Ontology annotation, cellular component: Cul4-RING E3 ubiquitin ligase complex; cytoplasm. Lineage: Eukaryota; Metazoa; Arthropoda; Insecta; Hymenoptera; Apidae. Gene Ontology annotation, molecular function: protein binding.